This is a messenger RNA of Prorocentrum cordatum, 308 nucleotides long. Lineage: Eukaryota; Dinophyceae; Prorocentrales; Prorocentraceae. The record is from the annotation of a GenBank genome assembly.
UGGCUCGAGCCCACCGAAGGCGGCCAGGCGCCCUCGAGAGUGCGCGCCUGCCCCCCCGUGCUGGUGGAGGAGGGCUGGGGCGCCCCGCGCCGGGGCGGCGGAGGGCGGGAGAUCGGGAUGCCCAACAAGGAGCCGCUCGACGAGGCGACAUUUUUGGCCAGGCUGGGCACCCUGUUUGAGACGAACCGCGACGAGAAGGAUGUGGUGUGGUUGCAGAUGAAGCGGUUCCAGGGCAGGAAGGCUGCCUGCCUGAGAAAGAAACCCAAGCUGAGGGACGAGGCCGCCAAAGGAGUCGAACCGAGGCCUGG